This is a messenger RNA of Brienomyrus brachyistius, 3852 nucleotides long. It is a transcript of the gene hsd17b3, whose product is annotated as hydroxysteroid (17-beta) dehydrogenase 3. Lineage: Eukaryota; Metazoa; Chordata; Actinopteri; Osteoglossiformes; Mormyridae. Gene Ontology annotation, cellular component: endoplasmic reticulum. The record is from RefSeq and is a predicted model, not a curated record. The coding region runs from base 2172 to 3017 and encodes 281 amino acids. Gene Ontology annotation, molecular function: testosterone dehydrogenase (NADP+) activity. The transcript has 11 exons.
UAAUUUAAAAAAUAUUUUAAAUGUUGUUUAGCUUUGUUUUGCGCAUUUCUGUGAGGUUUUGGGUUGGACGGGCGAGCAGGAAGCGGGGAAAGACCAGGCAGGCAAGCAGGGAAUUCGGGGUUUAUUAAGGAUCGGUACGGAAGAGACAAGGCAGACGGCGACAAACUCAGAGCUACUAACAUUACUAACAUUAAUGACAAGUCUGGGGAAGACGGCCUCUGACGCGGACUAAAUACAAAAGACAAGACGAAAAUAACAAGAAACAGCUGGACAUGAUCAGGGAAGCACACGUGGAUGAUCAGGGGGUGUGGCACACGAGGACCGGAUGAGCCGGGCAUUACAAUUUCUGUAUGGUCAGCCAAUUAUUUAACAUACAACAGCAUCUAAAUAUUAAUAUUUGUGUAUAUAAACAUCAUGUAUUAAAACAGUUCACUGUCAGUUAUUUAAAAAUAUAAAAUAACUUUAAUUGUGUUUUACAAUUAAAAAAGUAUUAUCCAAAAGGCAUGUCUUAUGGCUUCUAGUGCAGGUUGUUCCCCAUCUCAUACCUUGCUUCCUGGGAUAGCUUCAAGGUUUACCGCUACCCUGCAUUGGAUAAGCACUGGAUAAGCACUGGAAAAACACUGGAUAAACACUUCCCUCUAUCUUCAUUAAGGCCAUCUCCACUCUCAUCCAUAAAUGAAAUCCCUUCUACCGUUCAUCCCCAUGUCAACUGACUAUGUACACCUUCCCGACAGGAACAAAUCUUACAGAGUUACUCUGGGGGGGGAAACAUGACAUUUUCUACUCACAGAAACAGAUGUUAACCUUGUGUUAAAGGGACAAUAUUUUUCUUAUACUAAAACUUUAGUACACUGUAAAAAAAUGCUAUUUGGACUGCUGGCAUGUCAAGAACACACUGAAGCCAAAUUCUAAGAUCUUUAUUUUGUUUGGUAAGAAAACCAGACAUGAGCCGUGUGAAAAUGAAGGAUCUACCAAAUAUGCUUGAUAUUAUCAAAGCUAAUGCUGAAAACCAGAAAACACACAGUUCAUGUAACGAAUGAACAGCCAAAGCUUUAGUAUCACUCAAAUCUAAAAACGUUGAUGAAGGAAAGUGGCUUAAUAUGAAAGGUGCAAAUUGAGCAGAACAUUACAGAUCACCGAAGGACAUAAGCCUUUGACAUGCCUAAUUUUUAUGGAAAAGUGUUAAAUUGUAUAAUCCAAGUGGUGCAUCAUCAGCUUGACAUGAUUAAAAAAAGGUAAAACCCGGAUGUAGGUGAAUCCAAGUUAAAGAAGUGUGAGCAAAUGUUAGGCAAGGAGUUCGCUUUUUAUAUUACUAUAUAGCGCGUGUAAUUUUCCAGGCACUUUUGGAAAAAGAUUAGUCUUCACUGCUUGGACUUAAACUAGAGUUCACAGGAUGGGAGGAAACCAGACUGAUGCUAAUUCAAGAAAUACCCACAUAAAGACUUCUGUGUAAAAUGCAGGUUUUGUUUUUUUUUUUAACCACAUCAACUUCCUUUCAAGACACACAAUCAUCAGGGUCCAUGGUUUACUUGGGGAGCUCAGUCUGUUCAUUGUUGAAAGCAUCCAUGCCUGAAUAUGAACAUAAUACAUUCAUUUAGCAGAUGGACUGCAAUCAGUGCAAUGCUUGGUUCUGACUCAAUGCUUCAAUGUAGUUCUCAGUCAAUGCAUCCUUCAUCCGUAACAGCUCAUGAAGAACAUGUUUACAAAUACGGUUCCACACCUGAUACAUGAAACACUGCAUUGAUUAGCAAACUGAAGUUAAAAUCAGAAGCAAUGGGUAUACAGGUUGCAUACUGUUGUGCUGCUAAGUUAAAAUAAGGUAAGGCCUGUGUAAUGUGUACCUACAUGAAAUGUUUACAAGUUUGGACUUAUUGGCCACCCAAGUGGCACCUGAUCGAUGUAACUGCAAAUUAAAUAGUGCAGAUAAAAGGUCUGUUGCCCCAGGAACAGACUGAAAGUUCCAGGCAUGGCCGGUGAAUGAACUAGCAAGGGAGGCAGGAUUGAUCCUGGAGAUGGGCACCGUGCCACAACCUGUUUACUUUGUUGCUGUCCUUGUCAUUUCUUUAUCAGAAGCAUGGCACAGACAGUGUGUGCAGGAACAUCACAUCUCAUCACUGAAGUGAUAGCUUGGUAGAGGCCAGACAAACAAAGGACCUCAGUCUGAUUGCCCGAUGGAAAAAACCUUCCACGCUCCAUACACAGUAAUCACUGGGGCAUCAGAUGGGAUUGGGAAAGCAUACGCAUUUGAGCUUGCAAAGCAUGGGAUGGAUCUGGUCAUCAUAAGCCGAACUCAGAGGAAGCUUGAGAAGGCUGCAAGGGAAAUAGGAGCAAGAACUGGGAAACAAGUGAAAGUGAUUGCUGCCGACUUUACCAAGGAUGACAUAUACGAACAUAUAGAGAAGAAUCUGGGUGGUUUAGAGGUUGGUGUGCUAGUGAACAAUGUGGGGAUGCUGUUGUGCAGGCAGCCUCAUCGGUUCCUGGACAUCGAGCAGCUAGAUCAGAAAAUUCCAGAUCUGAUCAACUGUAAUAUAAAGGCAUUAAUGAAGAUGUGCAGGAUAAUCUUACCUGCUAUGGUGAAAAGGAAGAAGGGGCUGAUCCUGAAUGUUUCGUCGGGUGUGGCUUGUUCGCCCUGGCCCAUGUACUCCCUCUAUGCGGCUUCCAAGGUGUUUGUUCAGAGAUUUUCUCGAUGCCUCCAAGCCGAGUAUAAAGCAAACGGGAUCAUAAUCCAGGCUGUCACCCCCUUUGGAAUAUCUACGUCAAUGACGGGUUAUCAGGACCCCAACUUCAUCACAUUUACAGCUGAAGACUUUGUAAGAACAUCCCUGCAGUACGUGACAGCAGGAGACCAAACAUAUGGCAGCGUCUCCCAUCAACUCCUGGGGUCAGCCAUUCAGAACAUUCCAAAAAGUAUCUUGCAUAGUGAUGUCCUGCUGGAUAGCAUGGUGGAAUAUGUGAACAAAAAAAUUUCUAUUCAGAAAAAGAAUGAAUGCUCCAAAACAUCAGAACUUGCAAAAUGAGACUUAACCUUGGUGUCACAAUAGACCCAAACUUUUGCCCAGAAAUGCCACUGUAACAUUCCUAAAGGCAUAUUUAAUGUAUUUUAUGUUAAACGUAGUCUCAUUUCAGUUUUCAUUUUUGUUAUUUAAGUGACUUGUUUGUAAUCACUUCUGCUAAAUAAAGUGUAUGUAUGUUUGUAUGUAUGUAUUUACAGACACACACACAUAUACACACAUGGUUCAUGAUUUCAGAUAGUCAGCUGUUAGAAAUUUGAUUUAUUUUAAAUUAUUCCCUCUUUGUCACAAUGUUUCCUUCAAUGCAGCUAUAAAUAGUUCAUGUUCAUGUAACACAUAAUAACACCUGUGUAGUAAUUAAGCCAUUGGACACCACCAGUGUUGUUUCACUCACACAGAUCAAUGUCAAGGUUUAUACAUCAGAAUUUUACCUAACUUUCACAACCAUCCAUCCAUGUUUCCACUGAUGUACUUAUCUAACUGUAUAUCUUUCUGCAUCUACCCAUAUGAAUUCAGGACAAAACCAGAAUACACGGAGAAUAGCAGGGAGAGUGUGCAAACUCCACAAGCACAGAGGGGUGUGAUUCAAAUAGGAAUCCUGGAGUGUGAAGCACCUCCCUUUUUUUACAUCACGAAUCAGGCAUGUCACCAGUAAAAUGAAAGGGUUGCGACACACAGUAGAAUUUUACCACUGCUGAACAGUAGAAUGAUAGAUUUCCUGGACAUUCCAAGAACUUGGUCAAUGCCUGGCUUAAUAUAUCAAGGAAAUUAUCUUUUUUUAUUUAAUGUUUCAAAUUAUCUGCAUUUGUACAUUUUCCAAAUAAAACAAACAAAUCAUUUC